Molecule: messenger RNA, 1275 nt
Organism: Rotaria sp. Silwood1
Lineage: Eukaryota; Metazoa; Rotifera; Eurotatoria; Philodinida; Philodinidae
Source: the annotation of a GenBank genome assembly
AUGUCACGUGGAUUGUGUCAUUGUUGCAAGCAAAAUCUAUGUUUACAACAUUUUAAUGAAUACAAUCCAUUAGCCAUUUCUCAACUGAAUCAAUUUACUGAUGAAACUAAUGUACUUGGAGAUCGUCUCAAAACGUUAAAUAUUCUAAAAAUAAUUGGUCAUAGUCGUCGAAAACUCGAACAAUGGCGUGAAGAUUGUUAUACUAAGAUUGACUUAUUUUUUGAACAAAAAUGUCAAGAACUUGAUCAGCUUGUUAAUGAAAAGGUUGAUCAACAACGAGAAGAACUCAAUCGAAUGCAAUUGAAAUUAACUGAAUUCACCAAUACACAGAAAAUAACUCAUCAAGAUAUCGAUUUAUUGAUAUCAAAGAUUAGUCAGCUUAGAAGUAAUAUUAUAAAUUUGGAAGAGACAUGUUUUAAGAUCACAACUCAUCCGUUAAUACUAGAUGAUACGUUCGUCUCGAUUCAAAAAACAAAUGAACAUGAUAUUAAUCUAUCAACUCUUUCGCAUACAUACAAAACUAUUCAUCGUCCUGAAGGAAGUUUUCAAUCGCUAGCUUGCGAUGGUCAACAUUUAUUGAUACAUCAACAUCCAAAUUUAUGUUUAUUUGAUCGAGAAGCGAAUGUCACUAAACAAACAUUAUGGUCAUAUGGUGAAAUUCGUGACAUGUGUUGGUCAUCAACACUCGGUCAAUUCAUUGUACUUGGAGCAAAUAGUAUCUUUCUUAUUAGCGAGAAUACAAUGUCGAUACAAGAGGUGCAUACUAUCCGAGAACGAGAAUGGAUAUCAUGUACAUGUUCUGACACAGUUCUUUUUGUUUCCACAAAUGAAUAUGCCUCAUCGAUUAUGGAAUAUACACUAUUCCCAACGAUUGAAUUCAUUAGAGAACGGAAACAUCCUCUGAUCUUAUGUAAUAAAGAUGAAUAUAUGGUUGGUAUUGUUUACAAUAAUGGAAAUAUUGCUCUGAUGAUUAUGAAUAUAUCCAAGAAAUCAGUGCACAUUGAAUUGAGAAAUGCUAAGACGCUUGAACGCAUCUGGUCAUUUCAACCUGAUACUGUUUGCACUCAAAAAAUAGCAUUUCGCUCUUGUUCACUCACUUGUGAUGAAUGGCUCUUUGUCGACUAUGAAACAGAACGUCUUCUUCAGAUAACAAAAGAUGGAAAAGUAAAGGAAAUAAUCAAGUACUAUCCAUGUCCAUACCGUGCUGUUCUGUUCGACCAAGAUAAACUAGCACUAUCGACUUUGAAUGGUGUACACCUUCAUACAAUUCAUUGA